This is a messenger RNA of Aegilops tauschii subsp. strangulata, 1402 nucleotides long. Lineage: Eukaryota; Viridiplantae; Streptophyta; Magnoliopsida; Poales; Poaceae. The record is from RefSeq and is a predicted model, not a curated record.
AGCAAGUGGAUGGGAAAAAUAUCAAGGUAAAAAGAUGUGGCUGAGAAGACGGAGCACCUCCCGCCCCGUCUACAGCGUGGUUCAGAAAAAACACAGGGUUUUUGCCUGUGGGAGCGGGACCAAGCUGGCAGCCUCCUCCGACGUUCUCUCCGGGGAGCUUCAGACCAAUAAUGCAUGCAUGCACAGUCUCAGGAGUCAGGAGUGACCCGUCCCACAGUCACAGUGCAACCUCAUCAUCAAUUCAACAAAGCGGCCGGAUCUCAAGAACGAGUUAAGGGCAUCUCCAUCUCGUUCUCACCAGUCACCACCAUUGCUCUUGCUCCACCAAAAGCCACCAACCAUGGCGCUUGUGUAGCCGUCCCACGCUUGCUCGUCUGGUCCCGCUCCCAGCAAGCACGCCCGCAGACCUAACAUUUGGAGGCGGUCGCUGCCGGAAGUGAAGAGCCUGCCGGUGCUGCUUGGGGAUCUUUUCCGAGAGCUCCUUGGUGUUGGAUCUGCUAGCUGCUUGCCUUCCUCAGCUAUGCUCUGCUCGGUUGUAUACAGGUUUUCUUCCUAAAGGAUCCGACCCAAGUCACCCAACCAUGUUGUUGGUGACCGGUGUCAUGGGAAGACUACUCCUUAAGCUGGGCGACCUGCUCGCCGGUGAGUACAAGCUACAGAAGGGCGUCAAGGAAGACAUUGAGUCCCUCAAGAAAGAGAUGGGGAGCAUUCACAUUGCCCUUAAAGAGGUGGCCGAGGUACCACGAGACCGGCUUAAUGCGCAGUUCAAGAAAUGGGCAGAUGAACUGAGGGAGCUGUCGUACGACAUGGAGGACGUCGUUGACAACUUCCUGGUGUGGGUCGAGGGAUCUGAUCCAGCACCCAACUCCAACAAGCUCAAAUGGCUAAUGGAGAAGAUGACCGGCUAUUUCACCAAAGCCAACGGUCGCCAUCAGAUCGCCAAUGACAUUAAGGCUCUCAAGGAACUUGCCCAAGAGGUGGCUGCCCGGCGUGCCAGAUGCCAAGUCAGCGGUGCUGUUGUCAAUCCACCUAGCAGAUCCAAGGUUGGCCCUCGUAUGCUGGCUUUGUACAAGAGACUGGCUUUUUAGGUCCCGGGGGUCGGUACCCCCGGUUAUCCUGUACGUCCAUGCAAAACACAGUAGCUAGAGAUCUGUGCCAUGUCCUGUCAUAGUGUGUUGUUUAGCAAGCCUAGUGAACAGUAAUGCGGCAGGGCGGUACCGGGGCUGAUGGAAGGAUUCAUUCGGCUCUCUCUCUCUCUCUCUCCAGUCCGCGCAGAGCAGCAGGUGGCAGAUGUCGAUACUGGCCAAUUGAGCUGACAAAGCUGAUUCGUGUACACACAAAACAUCGCCCGUGACCCAGAGUUUGGAGGGAAACACUUCCUGAAAUGCAAUUUUAAAUUGAA